Gigantopelta aegis is the source of this 1275-nucleotide messenger RNA. Its product is annotated as alpha-1,6-mannosyl-glycoprotein 2-beta-N-acetylglucosaminyltransferase-like. Gene Ontology annotation, molecular function: alpha-1,6-mannosylglycoprotein 2-beta-N-acetylglucosaminyltransferase activity. NCBI's taxonomy places the organism in Eukaryota, Metazoa, Mollusca, Gastropoda, Neomphalida, Peltospiridae. The coding region runs from base 1 to 1275 and encodes 424 amino acids. Gene Ontology annotation, biological process: oligosaccharide biosynthetic process; protein N-linked glycosylation. The transcript has a single exon. Gene Ontology annotation, cellular component: Golgi membrane; Golgi stack. The record is from RefSeq and is a predicted model, not a curated record.
AUGACUCGUUAUAGUGGAAACCCACAGGUUGACGAAUAUCUACCCGCUAAAAUAGAAUCCUCUGGAUCUGAUGCUGUAAAACUUGAUUCUCAUGUAUCUACAACACAUCGCAAUGCAAGUCCUUUUAUUCCAGACUGGAAAGACGCGGAGACGUUUCGCCGGGAUGUACAGCUUCUCAACCACCAAGGUUUCAUCCACAAUGCACAACGCUUCACACCGAGGCUGACGGCUGAAAGCAUUAUUAUUCUCGUUCAGGUCCACAGUCGCCCGGAUCAGCUACAGAUGCUGAUUGACUCCUUUCGGAAAAUGAGAUAUAUCAACGAAACGUUAGUAAUAUUCAGCCAUGAUUUCUACUCCCAGGACGUUUUCGAUGUCAUAGCCAAGAUAGAUUUCUGUCCCUAUAUGCAGAUAUUUUACCCAUAUGCUAUUCAGGUAUAUAACAGCCAAUUUCCGGGUAAUGACCCUAGCGACUGUCCGCGAAAUAUACAAAAGGACGAGGCAAGAAAACGGAAGUGUAACAACGCUGAGUAUCAAGACUUUUACGGACAUUACCGAGAAGCCCCGUACUCGCAGACCAAACACCACUUUUUGUGGAAGCUUCAGUUCAUUUUCGAGAACUGUUCCUUGCUUAGAACUUUCGAAGGACUAAUAUUUCGAAUAGAAGAAGAUUACUAUUUGGCAGAGGAUACGAUAGACUACAUGAGAAAGCUGGACCGGCAGGCUAGGAUUCAGUGUCCAGAGUAUAAAAUGUAUAUCAUGGGCGCAUACUCGGACUAUUCACGCGAUGAUUACAAGUCAAGCGCCGCGAGGAAAGAUCGUUGGUAUACAGGAAUCGGGAGAGGAAUGGCCUUCAAGAAACACUUCUGGAAGCUCUUUAAAAAAUGUGCGAAAUUAUUUUGCUUGUUCGAUGACUACAACUGGGACUGGUCGCUAAUGCACGUGACAACCACAUGCAUUCCUGGUGGUUUUAAAAUCUUAAAACCUGUAGGCAGUAGAGUAUUCCAUAUAGGCAUUUGCAAGGGUUUUCAUCAAAACAGUAAUUGCAAAACAGCUGAUGUUGUGAACAAUGUGCAAGGUAUAUUAAGUCGCAACAGAAACUAUCUCUUUCCCGAACACGUGUAUAUCCAUCAGAGUUUUGCAUUGAGAACGUAUCCGGCUGUUCAUAAUGGAGGGUGGGCCGAUAUUAGAGAUCAUGAAAUGUGUCUGAGGAUUUUCAAUAACCAGUCCAUGUCUACAGAAGAAAUGAAUAAAAUACACCAGAAGUUGUUUAGCUAA